GUGACCUUUAUAUUCCGUGUAGGAUGCUAUGAUUAAGAAGAGACAGCUACCGUGAUCCAUCUGAACCAACAGAUUUUCAUCAGCAAUUGCCAACUGUAAAUCAUGGUGGAGAUUCUUAAAGACAUGAAUGAAUUUAAAACAUUUUUGCAAGCUGCUGGACACAAACUCGUGGUGGUUGAAUUUUCAGCAAAAUGGUGUGGUCCCUGCCAAAGGAUGUAUCCUAUUUUUCAUGCAAUGUCUCUGCAAUACCAAAAUGUGUUUUUCGCUAAUGUGGAUGUAGAUGCUUCUCCGGAUUUGGCUGAAAGUUGUCACAUCAGAGCAAUACCCACAUUUCAGAUGUUCAAAAAAAAAGAGAAGGUAAACCUAUUCUCAAGAAUCAAAAGAAUAAUUUGCUGUUAUAGAAGUGGAUUCGUGGUCAAGCAGAUUUAUGAAUUUUGUGGAGCUGAUGGUAAAAAGUUGGAAGAGAAGAUUAAACAACUAAUCAGAUAUUACAGCGUUCUCUUGGUCUCUGGCCUCAAGCUUUACUGGUUGAAUACCAUAUUGCAAUCUCACUGCAAAAUUGCUUAAAAUUGUUGCGAUAUUGGAGAUGGCGCCAUUUCCAUUCUCCAACUUGCUGCUUUCACUUGCUCUGAGCACAUUCCUUAAGCAAUGAUUUUAUGACCUUCACAACAGAGGCCCUGCACAGCUAAGUAACAACAGAUCGUCAAGGUUUUCCAGAGAUUGCCAAAGAUGCAAUUCUUCAGUGAUCAAGGAACAAAUAAAUGUCUUUGCCCUGGUAUACUCCAAAUAUGUGGAUAUCCCCCGAUUCAGCCAUUGUUUGUGAUACAAAAUUCUUCUCCAAUGCAUCACCUUGUAUUUGAACUGUGUCAUUUGCCUUUCCCACAUUGCCUUCCUAAAAUUCUAUAAAUAACACACACACACACACACACACACACACCCCAGAAAGUCCUUUAACUACUUAUAUUUAAAAAAACAACAACAACAAAAACAACAACAAAAAGAACAAAAAUGAGAUAUUGCAGACAUUUAGAGCCCAGAGAAGGUGGCUGUUGCUCAUACUAACUGUGCCCAUCAUGGGGCUGCCACCAGAUCAAUGCUAGAGUCUUAAGUCACAGAUAGAGUGGAGCCAGCUUUCCCUGGCCAUUAAUGACUGAGAUUUUCAUAAAGCAUAGAACCUAUAUGCUUUGUUAAAAUCCUUUGGGCUAUAAAGUAGAGGAAACCAGCACACGGCUAGCGUAAGCAAAAAGGCACAUCUAUUAUUCAUUCAACAAAUAUUGAACACCUACUCUGUGCCAAACACUGUUAUAGGCACUUAAAAUAAAAUUUGAUUCAUAGAACCCAAAGGCAGAGAUAUCAUCAGCUUUCACAUGAGAUUAGAAGCAGAAAGAGGAGGGUCAUGGGGAACCCAGGAUAUUUUGGGGCCAUUUCUGUCCUCUGCUUUUCAUCUAAAUCAUCUAAAUCUUUUCAUCUAAAUCUUUCUGUUGGUACAAAUAGGUGUUUUUAAUUUUCCAGUCUUUGUGCUGAAAAGUAGUCCCUGCCAAUAACUCCCAAGCAUACAUUGUCUUUUCCAUUCAAGAGACCAGCCAGACUAUUCCUUCAUGAAAAAUGCUAAGCAAGGGACAGGAUCACAAUGUAAAAGCCAUUUUGUUCGUAUUAAAAGAGUGAAGGUCGGGCUGGCCAGAAUCUCAGAAAAGCAAGAGGCUGGAUAGACUUAAAAUACUAUGUCCCCUGAAAAAAUAAACUUUUAAAAUAAAGAAACUAUUUAAAGCAAAAA
Messenger RNA from Microcebus murinus (gray mouse lemur), 1774 nucleotides. The record is from RefSeq and is a predicted model, not a curated record. NCBI's taxonomy places the organism in Eukaryota, Metazoa, Chordata, Mammalia, Primates, Cheirogaleidae.